This is a messenger RNA of Sphaeroforma arctica JP610, 1921 nucleotides long. RefSeq lists its product as hypothetical. Lineage: Eukaryota; Ichthyosporea; Ichthyophonida. The record is from RefSeq and is a predicted model, not a curated record. The transcript is spliced from 6 exons. Gene Ontology annotation, biological process: mitochondrial citrate transmembrane transport. Bases 200 to 1102 code for a protein of 300 amino acids.
GGAAUGAAUGCCGCACUGCGCCCCUCCCCUAUAUUAUACCAUCCUGAUAUGUAUGUAGACUAUAUAAAUAGGUGGUGUUGCAAGGCAAGUUUGCGGCAUAUCCUCGGCGUUGUUUUAGGUUAUUUUAGGUUGUUUUAAGUUGUUUCAGGUUGUUUCAGGUUGUUUCAGGUUGAGAGUCGUUCAUCGCAGUUGCAUUAAAAUGGCACCUUCAGAAAGCAAAAAAACCCGGUCUCCGCUCCAAAGUAUUCUCUCGGGAGGCAUCUCUGGCGGAGUUGAGAUCUGUAUGACAUACCCCACAGAGUUUGUCAAGACUCAAUUGCAGUUGGAUCAGCGAUCGGCCACCCCCAAGUAUAAAGGAGCCAUCGACUGUGCCAGGCAAACCAUUAAAAAUAAAGGUUUCUCGGGCCUAUACAAAGGUAUUACGCCCCUUCUAGUGGGCACCAUCCCCAAAGUAGCGUCCCGAUUCACGGCGUACGAGCAAGGAAAGGCUCUCCUCGCAGACGAGAAUGGAAAGCUCACGGUGGGCCGAACAUUCUGUGCGGGUCUAAUGGCCGGUGCAACAGAGGCGGUGUUGGCGGUUACACCAAUGGAGACCGUGAAGGUCAAGUUCAUUGCCGACCAGAGUUUACCCAACCCGCGGUACAAGGGUCUUAUUCACGGCGUGAGCACAAUCGUCAAGGAAGAGGGUCUGAGUGGUAUCUACAAGGGAGUUGGCCCUACUAUCGUUAAGCAAGCUUCAAAUCAGGCUAUCCGCUUUGUAGUAUACAACCGUGUCCGUGAAACACUUUGCGCGAAAUUAGAACUAGACGCUUCUGUACCGCACGUAGGUGUCACCAUGGCUGCUGGUGUGGUUGCUGGAACCGCCAGUGUCUACGGAAACACACCCAUAGAUGUAGUCAAAACCAGAAUGCAAGGUCUGGAAUCGAAACAGUACAAGAACUCGUUUGAUUGUUUCAAACAAAUAGUGCAGAAGGAAGGAUGGAGUGCACUGUACAAGGGCGCCACUCCUCGUUUGAGUCGUGUCGCUUUAGAUACCGCUAUUGUAUUUACGCUAUAUGACUUAAUUUCUGCUCAGCUAGACAAUCUUUUCGCCGAUAAGUAAUAAAUUAAUAGCUAAAGGACCCGUCCAUUCUAGUUUUGCCCACAUGGUCGAUUAUUUACAAGAAAAUACGCGCUUCACUGAGAGUCCACUCAGAAGUAAAUAUUGAUUGUGAAUCCCAUUCGCCCGUAUUACGAGGUUAAUCGAGUAUGCACUCACUACAGCCACGAAGAAGCUCAGAAGCCACUCAGUCUUCAAGAGUUGAAUGGUCUAGUCGGUCACAGAUAGCAAUACAUAAAGGCGCACUUGAGGUGUUUCAAUACCGCAGAAGUGAGUGUCUCAGGGAUGCCAUUGCACAUAGUGACGAGGUCUAGCGUACCCGUGAACGAAAGGUUCAUGCUCGUAGCUCAAGGCGAUGGAUAUCUGCUGAACAAAUUGGUCAUGUUCGUAGCUCGAGACGAUAAACAAAAACCGCACCGGCCAGUACGAUUGGGUGACGAUUAGCUGUGAAUGCUCUGCCGCGAUGCUCAGCAACGGUGAUCUGGGAAUGAUAAGGUGGAUUGCGGGUAUACGACGAAUGUUGGUUGUGAGAAACUUGUUCAAAUCAAUGCUAGAUGCAAAGAGGAUCCAUUAAGCUGUGAAAUGAAUCCCGGAGUAUGAACUUUCCUUCCUAUCUGAUAGUGUAUCACAUUGUCAAUGGAAAUGCAUUUUUAACGAGAUGCUACAUAAUUGAAAAACUGACGGCCUCCAGAAACUCAUGAAAUCGAGUGUACAACUCUGCCGGAUAGAUGUCAGACACAAUGGAACGACCCCGCAGCGCAGAUCAUACGUAGUGAACGCUACGAUAUGGCAUCUGACUGCAAAUGGCCUAUGUCUAUUACC